Molecule: messenger RNA, 2547 nt
Organism: Xylaria bambusicola
Lineage: Eukaryota; Fungi; Ascomycota; Sordariomycetes; Xylariales; Xylariaceae
Product: subtilisin-like protein
Exons: 6
Coding region: 77-2101 (674 amino acids)
Biological process (GO): proteolysis
Molecular function (GO): tripeptidyl-peptidase activity; serine-type endopeptidase activity
Source: RefSeq, a predicted model, not a curated record
UGGCGCGCUCAAAUAAUCUCGUUCUCUGGGGGUUUGUCCUCUUGAGUUUUAUGCAUAUUAGCUUAAGGAUUUCGGGAUGUUGAGCAAUUUGCUUCUUACAGCGCUCACUGCUGGGCUGGCCCUAGAGGCUGUAGCUAGUCCAGUCACUACCCCAAGGCGGCGUGAGAUUCCAUCGACUCACAUUCUUCACGAGCGCCAUGCUACUCACUGGGGUAAUAUGUGGACAAAAAGGACGAAAGUGCCGGCCAAGGCUGUUCUUCCUAUGCGUAUUGGGUUGAAACAAUCCAACUUGGAGGCCGGCCAUCAGAGGUUGAUGGAGAUUUCGAACCCCGAGUCCGCAGAUUACGGAAAGCAUAUGAGCGCUGAGGAAGUGAUCACCUUUUUUGCUCCAAAUGAAAAUAGCGUUGAUGCUGUCCAAGAUUGGCUUCAGAGCGAGGGCAUUUCUCCCGACCGCAUCACGCUGUCGGCGAAUAAACAGUGGGUGCAAUUCGACGCGACAGCCGACGAGGUAGAAAACCUCCUGUUCGCGGACUUUUAUGUAUGGGAGCACUCUGACGGGAGCACUGACUUGUCUACGGACUCCUACCACGUUCCUUCAAAGAUUCAAGAACACAUCGACUACGUGACCCCAGGCACUAGGCUACGGUCGAGGCAGCACGCUGCUAAGGAGAAGAAGAUGAAGCGCUCUGGUUUCAAGAACGACGUGCGACCUUUCAUUACCAAGCUGCCGACAUUCCCUGAGCCCAACUCAACUACAUGUUCCAUCUACGUAACUGCUGAAUGCACUCGAGCGCAGUAUAACAUACCAAAGGGAUCGACCAAGUUUCCUGGAAACGAGCUUGGCAUUUUUGAGAGCAUAGACGACCAUUAUAGCAAGAAGGACCUGGACGUAUUCUUCAAAACCCUCUACCCAGACUUGAACGUCCCGACAGGAACCUACCCGGAGGAGCGUCUGAUAGACGGAGCGAUUGGAUCCAUCGAGACACCCUCGCCGUUCCCCCUCGAGGUCGGUCUCGAGUCAUCAUUGGAUUUCGACUCUGCUUGGCCUCUCAUUUGGCCACAAGGAACGGUUCUGUACCAGACAGAUGACGAAUAUUACGAGCACAAUUAUACUUUCAAUGGCUUCUGGAACACUUUCUUGGACGCCAUUGACGGGUCCUAUUGUAACUACGCAGCCUUCGGCGAGAAGGGCAACUGUAAUACGCCUGAGUGUCAGGAUCCUCCGUACCCGGAUAAUAACCCCGGCGGAUACACGGGCAAGCUCCAGUGCGGUGUAUACAAGCCGACCAAUGUCAUUUCGAUCUCGUACGGAGGUGGCGAGGCCGACUUGCCGGACUUCUAUAUGAAGCGUCAGUGCUCUGAGUGGCUAAAGCUCGCUCUCCAAGGCACCACAACAGUGAUCUCAUCCGGUGAUUCCGGCGUAGGCGACAACGGCUUCUGCCCGACCAAAGCCGACGGCACCGAGGUAUUCUACCCCGACUACGCCAGUUCGUGUCCCUACGUGCUAUCAGUCGGCAGCACGGAGUGGAACCGGUUCACGAACAGCACGGCCGAGACGCCGUACGAGAAGCUAAAGGAGGUAGCGACGGCGCGGUUCCCGAGCGGCGGAGGCUUCAGCAACGUCUUCCCGCAGCCGUUGUACCAGGCGGCGCAGGUGAACACGUACGUGAACACAGUGGGCAGGACGCUGCCGUUCUCGAGCUACAGCCAGUUCCCGCGCGACGGGGAUUUCUCGCACAUCAGGCAGGGCGUGUACAACCGGCUCGGGCGAGCCUAUCCGGAUGUUGGGGCGGUGGGGGACCGGCAGCUUGUGCUUGGUGGCGGGGACUGGUAUCUGAUCGGUGGCACGUCGUUGUCGGCGCCGGUUUGGGGCGCGGUGUUGACGCUCGUCAACGAGGAACGCCUUAAAGCCAACAAGCCAACGCUAGGCUUCGUGAACCCCAUCUUGUAUGCUCAUCCCGAAGUCUUUAAUGAUGUCACGGAGGGUAGCAACCCCGGGUGUGACACGGUGGGCUUCAAGGCUUCGAAAGGAUGGGAUCCGGUUACUGGACUAGGUUCUCCCAACUUUGCGAAGCUAUCGAAGCUCUUGACUGGCAUCUAGAUAGCACGAUGACUAGAUAUUUUAUCUAGACAUAAGAUCUUUAUCAUUUUGUUGCACGCCUUCCAACGAUGAGCAGCAUUAAUGGAGGCGUUGGAAUGUGUCGGAAAGAGAGAAAAAGGAGGUUACCAGUAUCUGUAGAACUAAUGUGUCAAAGUGGUAAAUUUCACGCACGAAAUAAUCUCUAGAGGCGUGUACCGCGUAGCGCCUAGCCCCAAAAUCCAACAGUAAUGACCAAAAGCGAUCCUAGUUCAAUCUCAAGUGUCUUCGUCAGUUGUGAUGAUAUACCGGUAUGAGUGUUCACACUGAUCCAGCAUCUAAAGGGAUCGCACACCUAUUGGAGAUGUUGCAUUUAAAGCGGCAUCGCAGUAUCGAGGCUAUGUACCUACUCCGUACCUUAAGUAUGUACCUAUGUAGUCAACCGAAGAGUCAAGAUUCGGAGAUUAGAU